Messenger RNA from Prorocentrum cordatum, 2452 nucleotides. Lineage: Eukaryota; Dinophyceae; Prorocentrales; Prorocentraceae. The record is from the annotation of a GenBank genome assembly.
CAUGGAUCGGUGCUGGACCCCCCUGGCAGCGCGGUCCGCGCGCCAGGGGGUGGGGGGCCUGGCUCCGAUCCGACGCGCCGAAAGCGCAUGCUCAUGCCGAUGCUCCUUCUUCUGUACAUGCUGUACCGCGACGCCGCGCUGCGGGAUCUGCACAUAGACGUGCCGCACGAGUGGCAGUGCGUCUACCUGUCGCCGAACGAGGGGGGCAGCUGCAGCAGCAGGCCGUUAUUGCACGACCUCUGCACGCUCUUGCUCGGGUGGGCCGCCGUCGCGGAUAUCGCGCGUGGAACACCUGCGCCAGACAGGAGCCGAUACGAGUGGCAGCCGAUCCGCUUGGCCGCACCGGGGGCGUCGGUGGAAGAGGCCACUCGAAGAAGAAAUAGCGACAGUAACAUGAUUGUUCGGAGGCCCGCGUGGAAUUCUUGGACCGGCGCUGGACCCCCCCCUGGCGGCGUUUCCAGCGCCGCUUCUGGCGCGCAAGGGAGGGGGGUUCAGCGCAGGUCCAAGAAAUCGGCGCUGAUUUCCGAGGGCUUCUAUUUAUGUUGUUUUUUCUUCUUUUUGUCACAGCGGAGCAGGUGCUCGAGUGGGCCACAGCCAGGAUGGAACCCGGGUCACCGGCCUUGAGGGAGGAGCUGGAGGCUGAGGUGAUCAGCUUCCAGCAGGAGUUCAUGGGGGGCCGCGGCGUCGAGGCCGAGGGCAUGACCACGGGUGGGGGCACGCGCAGCAUCAACUGCGCAUUUGAGGCCGUGAUGUCCAGGGACGAGGCCCGCGGCCGCCCCGGCCCGCGCCUGCGGGUGCUGACUGGCAACCCGCACCUGGCAGUGGAGAGGGCCGCGCGGAGAUUCGGAUUUGAGGUGAUCAGGCUGGACGUGGAUGGCGCGAUAUGCGUCGACAAGCUUCGGGACCACAUCUCAGAUCCGUGCGUCACCGCUGUGUACGCGCAGUCGCUCAGCUACACCGACGGCACCAGCGAUGCGCUUGCGGAGGUCUUGGCCGUAGUGGAGUCUGAGAAUAAGGACCGUGCAGCCAAGGAGGGUGUGCCAGUGGUUCUGAUAAACGACAGUUGCCUGGCCUUCAGCGUGCUCAUCCACAACGAUGGUGAAGGCGGCUCCCGGAGCAUGCGCCUGCUCGACCUCGCGGAAGGCUGCAUCACCCCUGUCAUCGUCACGCAGGACGCGCACAAGCAUUUGGGCACCGACAAGGGCCUCUCGACGAUCGUGGGCACCCGCGGGAUCUUGUCGUCCCUACAGGGCGUCAGGCGGGUCGGUGCCCGGCCUGGAGCAGCGGACCUGAUGCGCGCCUUGGCGGACAUGAAGCUCGUGGGCAGGCAGGGCUAUGUCGAGCUGUACAGGGAACUCGAAGGGAGAAUCACCGAGGCUGCAAGCAAGAUUGAGUCUGCUGGCAUGAAAGUGCUCCACGCGCACAACAGGAUGCCGGGGUCCACCGUUAUCACGGUGGAGGAUCCUAGCGGGGCAGUUUCCACGAGAAUGAAGAAGAAGGGCUACCGCACUUCGCCAAUCUACCUCGCAUGUCCCAGCGCCGCCUCCGCGUGCCAGACUGGGUGGCAAUUGUGUCUGUCGCCUCACCAUUUACUUGAAACUUUUAUGGGGGAUCUUGUCCCGACGAGUCGGGCGGUCUACGGGUCCACCGUGGCCCGCUUGUCCAGGAGGUUCUUGCGCGAGAAUUCGCUCCUCGCAUUCCUGGUCGCUGGCAAUCCCGACACGUUCCUGUUCCAGUUGUUGCGAAAGGAGGGUAUCGGUCGCAAACUGGCUGGCCAUAUGAUCCGCAGAUACAUUACCGCCCAGCUCGACAGCGGGACCGUGCGCACCCUAAAGCGACGCGACCCAGUCUGGCAGUUUGCUUGCAAGGGCAGCUUGUGGUUGCUGCUACUCUCACUGUCGACAGCGCUGUUCAGAAGGCUGGCCGCUCUGAAACGUUCCCUGCGCGGCCGCUAGGCGGCCUGCUCCGUGGGGAGGGCAUGUGAGGAUCCUCUCGCGCCUCCGUCCACGAAAAAGGCGCUGGUUGAUCUUCCCACCGCGUGCGCUGCGCGCUGGAAGCGCCUUGCAUUCUGCUCCGUGCCUGUCCGCCAUGUACCGGACUGCACAGUAGCUGAAGUUCGGGCGUUUUUGAACUUGUUUUGGUUUCUGAGUGCUUCUCUUGACACUGUCACCUACGACAAGUACUUGGCGGGUUUUCCCAUCGUCGCUCAUUCACCACGAGAAGGGUGGAGCGUGUAAGAGUAAGAGUCUGAGUACGAUCCUGCCAUCGUCAAGCAACGGCGAAGCGUCCCGAUUUGCCCAUCAGCCCACCACAUAUUGUUCGAACCACUUUUUGGUGGUUUGCACGAGAUGUGCUCAGAACCUUUCUGGCGGAGGCAGUCUUGGUUCAAUUGCAGUUGUGAGUACUGUCGUUGUGAGAUUCGCCUUCGGUGGAUCUCUUUAUGAGGCCAUGA